AUGUACAUGUCCAGUGAAGGACAAGCUUUGUUUAUUAAUUAUGCUCCCAGGGGGCAAUCUUAUUGCGACGAUGAUUUCCGAGUUCAUGCCUAUCAAGAUAACAGCUUCUCUCACCCUCUGCAACAAACUUAUAACAAUGGAAGAAAAUUGUUUUCAAAAUUUCAAACAAAAAUAAAGGCUGCCCUGUGCAGCAACAAAAUUCAUGUGCACACUCCAACAGCUUACAGUGGCGAUGACUGCUUGAGCAGAGAGUGGACGGAAGUUACCCAAAAACUUGUUCAUUUUGCUCGGAAUAAUCGUGAAGAGAAUGGAUGA
Molecule: messenger RNA, 315 nt
Organism: Loa loa (African eye worm)
Lineage: Eukaryota; Metazoa; Nematoda; Chromadorea; Rhabditida; Onchocercidae
Exons: 2
Coding region: 1-315 (104 amino acids)
Source: RefSeq, a predicted model, not a curated record